This is a messenger RNA of Dothidotthia symphoricarpi CBS 119687, 2053 nucleotides long. RefSeq lists its product as uncharacterized. NCBI's taxonomy places the organism in Eukaryota, Fungi, Ascomycota, Dothideomycetes, Pleosporales, Dothidotthiaceae. The transcript has 4 exons. The record is from RefSeq and is a predicted model, not a curated record. The coding region runs from base 26 to 1732 and encodes 568 amino acids.
CCAUGAUGAAGUACUCACAACAACGAUGAUCAUGGAAGCAUACUCUGAGACACGAGUAGAUCUUGUAGAGGAUGUUAAGAGGACGGUACUAGACUAUAUAUCGCUCCCCUCGGACCUUAAAGCCCUGUGUCUGACUAGCAGAUCUUGGCGCGACGUUACCACCAAAUGUUUGUAUACAAAUAUCGUCCUUGACAUUCGAUUCCGUGACGGACAGCUUUCGACAUUCGAUCGUUGCCUCAAACACGGCGCUCUAGAAUACCUACAGCAUGCGAGGACCCUCACUCUUCUAGACACGUCAAAGCAUAACCCUUGCUCCACUGUGCGUGGUGAUGAUGUGGUUCCUGAAGGCUCAGUGUGGAGUUCGCGGAAUGAGAUGGAUGAGUUGUUGUUGCACAUUCUGCACCAGUUUCCAAGGCACAUACUCCGAACGUUUGGCUAUAUCUCUAAAGUCAAAAUCAGUACGGCAUGUCUCGAUCUGAUCAAUGAACGCCAACAGUCGAUUCAGAACAUGCAUGUUACCAAGUGCGAUCCUCGCCAGCUGAUCGCCCCUUCAAGGCACUGUAUUACUGCAGGCUUUCAUGAUGAUGAAUUAAAGACUCGCGGAUAUCUCCAACUUGCUCAGGCUCUGCCUCCCCUUGACUUUCUGCAUCUUAUCUUCUGGUCUGGUUGGAGCUCCGCAGUAUGGGAGUACUGGGAUGACCCGCAUCCGCACAGCCUCAUUGGUGACCGAAAGAUAUUGGCCAGACAACUCACCCUGACUGGAUAUAUGCCGCCAUCGUUCACAUCUAAAAUAGGACUCCACUUUGAUUGGUCCAUAGUGACAAGCUUGACAUUACUCCAAAGCUAUGUAUGGCCACCUGACCAACUUGCCCAAAUCACGGAAUUACAGCAUCUGACACAUUUCCACCUCAACACCAGCGCGGCUCUCCAACUCGACAGUGCUGAAAGCUUAUAUCAGCUCUUUGAACGCAACAAGAGCCUCCAGAGUGUCCACCUCGGCCUAAGCCAGCUCGCAACGUUGUCUCUGUCAUGGUUCCCCGAAAAGAAAGAUCGUAUUCCCGGUCGUGUACUCCACAAAGCGUAUCUUUGGCCCCUGAGGCAUAGCCUCAAAUCUUUGUCUCUCCAUGACCCUAUGCUUUACCGUGAUUAUCGCGAUAUGCACAGUUCACCCGGCAUAUUUUCUUAUGGAAGAUUCAAAUCCAUCUGUGGAAACUUUCCCCAUCUGCAACAACUAGCCUUACAGGUACCUAGUACUUAUGCAAAGCUGUCAGAGCACGGAGUCCCUCGGACCUAUGUGAAAUGUAUCAGGCAACUCAAGGAUCUGCGCAUCUUACACUUCCACCAGCAGCGACUGGCGAUAGUUCCCCAGUCCAACACCAGUGGGAAAUAUACAAUGGCCUCUAAAAUCCAUGCUUUCGCUAACAGCUUGUUCCAAUGGUCACACACCAAAUGUCCUAGCCUGAGAGUGUUUAUCUGGGGUAUGACCGGCAAGCCGGACGAGGCACACGAAGAGAUGGUACGCGACACCUUGCGGGAAGGCCAAACUUUGGAGCGAGUUCCUCAGUUCCUGUUUGUGAAGAGACAGAGGAAACUAGAUUGUGGAAACACGCAGGUGUAUGCGGCUACUGUGACGCCUAGUCAACUCCGAGAAGAAGUUCCUGAACUCGACCUGCUGUCAUACGAUGCUGGAGAUCCGGAGCUGGACCUUAUCGCGCAACGAACCGGCUGGUAGCAAGCAUGCCUGGUUCGAAAAGAUGACCAACUUCCGAUUUAACAAGUCAGCAAGUGAUGCCUUGAAAAUAAGUUUUCUAUUGAUGUUACUUGAGGAAUGAAGUUUUGCUAUCUCCACUCUAUUAACCGCCAUGUCGUCUACUGCCGUGAGGACAAUGCUUAGAUUGACCACUACCUGCUUUGUGCAAUUUCGACCGUAGAAGUAUCUGCACCAUCCUCAAGUUGUUGUGUUACUAUGACAGCUACUUUUCGGAGACUGUGUGUUGUCUCGAAUUAACGCGAGGAUGCUUUGUAACUCUAUGAAAUAUGUUAAGGAGGUCGC